GCAGCCGGAGUCGAGCGAAGGGAGUCCUCCUCGCCGCGCCCCGGAGCGGAGCGUCCCUCUCCCCAUUCCGGUCCCUUCAUGGCGGUCUCCCUUCCCCCGCUCGGGUCGCCUCCGACCCGCCGCUCGGUGCCCGGGGUGCCCGGCGUGGUCCCAGCCGCCUUCGGCCCCCCUCGCUGAGGGGGAGGAGGGAGGAACCAGCCGCCGCCGCCGCCGGCGAGGAGCCCCCAUCGCGGUGCCGCCGCCGCCAGCCCCUCCGAGUGGGCCAUGGCGACCCCGUGCUGGCCCCCUCCGCCCGGGCUCCUCCUGCUGCUCCUGGCGCUCCUCGACGGGGGCGGAGGGGGCCCCGCGGGGCUGCCCGCCGGGUGCAAGCAGGACGCCGGGGGCGGAGGAGGAGGAGGCGGAGGCCGCCCCAGGGGCGCCAAGGCGUCGGCCGCCGAGGGAGGAGGAGGAGGAGGAAAGGUGGUCUGCAGCAGCCUGGAGCUGGACCACGUCCUGCCGCCCGGCGCGCUGCCCAACAGGACGGUCACCCUGAUUCUGAGCAACAAUAGGAUAUCGGAAUUGAAGAAUGGUUCCUUUGCUGGAUUAAGCCUGCUCGAACGAUUGGACCUUAAGAACAAUUUCAUUAGUGCUAUAGAACCAGGAGCCUUCAUAGGACUUUCGUCUUUGAAAAGAUUAGACUUAACGAACAAUCGAAUAGGAUGCCUGAACACAGACAUAUUUAAAGGACUGACAAAUCUCAUUAGAUUAAAUCUUUCAGGAAACUUGUUUUCAUCACUUGCACAAGGAACCUUUGAUUAUCUUACUUCGCUAAAGUCUUUAGAAUUCCAGACUGAUUAUCUUCUAUGUGAUUGUAAUAUGUUGUGGAUGCAGCAGUGGUUACAGGACAGAAACAUAACGGUACGCGAGACCCGAUGUGCUUUCCCCAAGUCACUACAGGCCCAACUGGUUGUGAGUGUUAAGCAGGAGCUUCUGACGUGUGAGCCACCUUUGGAGUUACCAUCUUUCUACAUGACCCCGUCUCAUCGUCAGGUUGUAUUUGAAGGAGACAUUCUGCCUUUCCAGUGUAUGGCUUCAUACAUUGAUCAGGACAUGCAGAUUCUAUGGUAUCAGGAUGGAAAGAUAGUAGAAACCGAUGAAUCCCAGGGCAUUUUUGUUGAAAAGAAUAUGGUUCAUAACUGCUCGCUCAUUGCAAGUGCCUUGACCAUCUCAAAUAUUCAAGCUGGAUCUACGGGCAACUGGGGUUGCCAUGUGCAGACCAAGCGUGGGAAUAAUUCAAGGACCAUUGACAUCGUCGUAUUGGACAGCUCGGCACAGUACUGCCCACCGGAAAGAGUUGUCAACAACAAAGGUGACUUCAGGUGGCCUCGAACGUUGGCAGGCAUUACGGCAUACCUGCUGUGCACUCGUUACUCGGCUGGCAGCGGAAUAUAUACUGGCAACUCUCAAGACGAGAAGAGAGCCUGGCGCAGAUGCAACCGGGGAGGGUUCUGGGCUGAAGAGGAUUACUCACGGUGCCAAUAUGCAAAUGAUGCCACUAGAGUGCUGUACAUGUUCAAUCAGAUGCCCCUCAACCUUACUAACGCAGUGGCAACAGCACGGCAGCUAUUAGCUUAUACUGUGGAAGCAGCAAACUUUUCCGACAAGAUGGAUGUUAUUUUUGUGGCUGAAAUGAUAGAAAAAUUUGGGAGAUUUGCUGAGAAGUACAAAGAGCUUGGCGACGUGAUGGUUGACAUUGCGAGUAACAUCAUGCUAGCUGAUGAGCGCAUCUUGUGGAUGGCACAGAGAGAAGCGAAAGCUUGCACUAGAAUUGUACAGUGCCUACAGAGGAUCGCUACCUACCGGCUGGCAAACGGUGCUCAGGUUUACUCAACGUAUUCUCCGAAUAUUGCCGUGGAAGCCUAUGUCAUCAAGGGCCCCAGCUCCACUGGGAUGACCUGCACCGUCUUCCAGAAGGUGGCUGCCACAGACCGCACAGGACUGCCUGACUACGGGCGGCGAGACGUGGAUGGAAGUUUGGAUAAGCAGUUGGGCUUUAAAUGCAAUGUCUCAAAUACAUUGUCAAGCCUGGCGCUUAAGAACACGGUCAUGGAGGCGUCGAUACAGCUCCCGCCGGCCCUCUUUUCACAAAAGCGCAGAAGGGAAAUCAGGCCGGCAGAUGACACUGCCUACAAGCUUCAGCUGAUUGCCUUCCGCAAUGGGAAACUCUUCCCUGUCACAGGGAAUUCAACCGCUUUAGCUGACGACAGGAAGCGGCGCACCGUGGUCACGCCCGUUAUCCUCACCAAAAUAGAUGGCUUAAGCCCACCCCAUCGACACCUUCCUAUCAAUGUGACAUUUCGGCGCAUUGCCCAUGGCGCGGACGCCGUUGCAGCACAGUGGGACUUCGAUUUGCUAAACGGUCAAGGAGGAUGGAAAUCAGAUGGAUGCCACAUUCUUUCUUCAGAUGAAAAUGUCACCACCAUACAGUGCACCUCGCUCAGUAACUAUGCCGUCUUGAUGGAUUUGACAAGGACAGACUUCCACACCCAGUCCGCUGGCCUGCUGCAUCCAGUGACCUAUGCCUCCGUGGUGAUUCUCCUGAUGUGCCUCUUGGUGAUCGAAGUCAGCUACCUAUACCAUCACAGUGUCAUCAGGAUCAGCCUGAAAAGUUGGCACAUGUUAGUGAACCUCUGCUUUCACAUUUUCCUGACGUGUGCAAUGUACGUGGGAGGCAUACCCCAGAGCAGGAAUGCUACCUUCUGCCAAGCAGUUGGCAUAGUUCUGCACUACUCCACACUGGCCACAUUACUGUGGAUGGGAGUCACUUCUAGGAACAUUUAUAAGCAAGUUACAAGAAAGAUGAAAAGAUGUCAAGAUCCCGAUGAGCCGCCACCUCCUCCCAGGCCAAUGCUUAGGUUCUACCUGAUUGGUGGAGGCAUCCCUGUCAUUGUCUGUGGGAUAACAGCUGCAGCAAACAUCAGGAAUUAUGGAAGCAGGCCCGGUGCAGCAUAUUGCUGGAUGGCGUGGGAACCAAGUUUGGGAGCUUUCUACGGACCUGCCGGUUUUAUUAUUUUUGUAAACUGCAUGUAUUUUCUCAGCAUAUUUAUACAAUUGAAGCGGCACCCUGAGCGCAAGUUUGAGCUGAAAGAGCCAGCGGAGGAACAGCAGCGAUUGGCGUCCAAUGAACAUGGGGAACUAAACCAUCAGGACUCCAUGUCUGUCUCGCUGGUCUCUUCUUCAGCUUUGGAAAAUGAACACAGUUUCCAUGCUCAGCUGCUGGGCGUGAGCCUGACUCUGUUUCUCUACGUGGCCCUGUGGAUUUUGGGGGCUUUUGCUGUUUCUUUACAUUACCCAUUGGAUUUGGUGUUCAGCUGCUUCUUUGGAGUCGUGUGCUUAAGCCUUAGUGGUUUUCUAAUAAUACAUCACUGUGCUAACAGAGAAGACAUCAGGCACGCUUGGAUAACUACCUGCUGUCCCGGAAGGAGCACGUAUUCGGUACAAGUUAACAUUCAGCCUUCCUCCACGGCAAGUGGGACAAACGGGGAGCCUGCCAAGUGCACCAAUAGCAGCGCAGAAUCUUCAUGCACUAAUAAAAGCACAUCGAGCAUAAAAAAUUCUUCUCAAGGUUGCAAACUGACCAAUAUACAGGCUGCAGCAGCACAGUGUCCUCCUAGCUCCUUGGUACUGAACACGGGCCCACCCCUCGAUAACAGUCUUACCGAACACUCGGUAGACAACGAGAUCAAAAUGCACGUGGCCCCUUUAGAGGCCCCUCUGCGACCAAAUGGGCACCCAGGUCGCCAUCACAAAAACAGAAGUAAAGGACACCGGGCCAGCAGGCUCACGGUCUUGCGGGAGUACUCUUACGAUGUCCCCACCAGCGUCGAGGGUAGCAUCCAGAAUGGUUUGCCGAAACCUCGUCAGAGUAGCAGUGAAGGAUACUCCAGGAGCCGGAGAGCGUAUCUGGCAUACCGAGAGCGUCAGUAUACCCAGUCCCAACAGGACAGCAGUGACGCUUGUAGUACUCUUCAAAAAGGCCACAGGAAUACUGAAAAGACAGUCCUGGCCAACUUCAAAAAAGAUGUACUAAGAAAGCCAAUGGUGGUUGAGCUGGAAGGGCAGCAGAAAUCCUAUGGCUUAAAUCUGGCUAUCCAAAGCGGACCAUUGAAAAGCAGUGCCCAGGAUGGGACAUUGCUGAGUGCCGACAGUACCGGCAAUAUCAGGACAGGGUUGUGGAAGCACGAAACUACUGUAUAAUGAGAUAGGAGAGGGAAGGGUAUUAAAAGGAACAUUCUUUUUCAGUUCAGAACAAUUUUUUACAGUUUACAAACAACGGUACGUUGACUUGGGAGACUGUGAGAUAGGGCAGGAGAUCUGCCACAUGAAAAUGCCUUAUACCUUUUUGAGGUACGUCUUUGACAUUUGAACAAAUAAUAAUUUGUUCUUUUUAAUUUUUUUU
Gekko japonicus is the source of this 4438-nucleotide messenger RNA. It is a transcript of the gene ADGRA3, whose product is annotated as adhesion G protein-coupled receptor A3. Gene Ontology annotation, molecular function: protein binding; G protein-coupled receptor activity. Gene Ontology annotation, biological process: G protein-coupled receptor signaling pathway; cell surface receptor signaling pathway. The record is from RefSeq and is a predicted model, not a curated record. Gene Ontology annotation, cellular component: external side of plasma membrane; plasma membrane. The transcript is spliced from 19 exons. Lineage: Eukaryota; Metazoa; Chordata; Lepidosauria; Squamata; Gekkonidae. The coding region runs from base 265 to 4236 and encodes 1323 amino acids.